UAGAUGGGCUUGUUACAGCAGCCGUAUCAUAACACUGAUUUUCCCUGUGUGUUACAAUGGUCCCAGCGAUGUAGUUUUAUAAAGGGGUGGUGUCUCUACACUUGACUGCCAGAUUAAGGUAGCUACCGCUUCAUUGGUUACAACCCAGAUGUAGCUGCACCAGGAAUUGGUUGGUUUGUCUGCUCCCUAACAUUAUCCCGGGGUAAGUUUCCGUGGCGACCAGCAACGGUGACAGCAACCAUUAAUAAUGGAUACGAGAUGAAGAACAACGAAAUGAUAUAUUUUCUAAUUACGAAAGAAGCAGGACUAUGUCCCGAUUAACGCUUUCAGACAAUUCAGACUGCUGAGAGGCGUGAGGAGAGAAGUUAGUUAUCUGUGAGGGAGCUGUCAGCUAGAACUUUAUAGGGAGCCGAGUUGUAGGGAGGCGUCAUUGUAGGAAGUCGUCCUUAUAGGGGAGCUGUCAGUGUAUGUCGGCAGACAGGUGAUAGGAUGGUGUUAUAAUCUUAUGGUACACACACACACAAUGAUGGUCGGAUAUAGAGGAUCGGUUAAAAGGGACUACUAUUGGCCUUUCUGUCACGACACAAUAGGCGGAGACAUGUUGGGAAAGAGACGUCACGGUAUCCUGGGGCCAGGUGGGAAGCGCAGAAAACUUCACGGUCCACCUGUGCAGAAAAAUGCCCUGAUGCAGCUGAAUGAAUUGAAACCGGGACUGGAAUUCCGAUUUGUUUCCCAAACGGGUCCAGUUCAUGCGCCAAUGUUCAUAAUGUCCGUCGAGGUCAAUAGUACUACCUUCGAGGGAAACGGAACAACGAAAAAGUUGGCGAAACUUCGAGCUGCGGAGAAAGCUCUGAAAUCUUUUGUGCAGUUCCCUAAUGCUGCAGAGGCCCACAAGGCUAUGGGCCGUGACAUCAUAACGGAUGACUUUACGUCCGACACAGCAAACAAUUCCAAUAACGAACUCUUGUUUAACGAUUUUGAAGCUCAUAACAAUAAUAAAAUGGGGAAUUUCCCCGCCAUUGAACAAAAUGGUGCAAGCAAGCCGAAAAGAAAAUCUGCCAUCCCUGCUCAACCAGAUGGUAAAAAUCCCGUCAUGAUUUUAAACGAACUUCGACCAGGACUUAAGUAUGAAUAUGUUGGGGAGCGAGGUGAGAGUCACGCGAAAAGUUUUGAAAUGUCUGUGACAGUUGAUGGAGAAAUCUUCACCGGAUCUGGCCGCAAUAAAAAGAUGGCCAAAUCUCGUGCGGCCCAGGCAGCCCUGACCAAGAUAUUUCACUUAGAGUUCCCCUACCCACCAGAUUGUCUAAAAGCCGAGACUUUAACAGCUUUUACUUUACGGUGUCCAGAUCAUCUAAAAGGAAAGAAGAAGAAGAAGAAAAAGAAACAGAAACAGAAGCCAUUAAAGCGGUUAAAUACAGAUACAAGAGAUAUUAGAAGAAUGAUCAAGUUUCAGAAACAGAAACAGAAGCCAAUAAAGCGGUUAAAUACAGAUACAAGUGUAAUUAGAAGAAUAAUCAAGUUUCAUAUUAAAUGUAUGCAGCCCACAGGUGACGUAGCCACCAAUGUACCCCAGGAACUUGCCGACCUUGUGGCAAAGCUGGUGUUAGAAAAAUUCAGUGAGCUCACAAAUGGCUUUACAAGCCCCCAGGCACGACGAAAGGUGCUUGCCGGUGUUGUCAUGACAACAGGGGAGGAUGCUACUAAUGCAAAGGUGUUGUGUGUUACCACGGGAACCAAGUGCAUCAACGGGGAGUAUAUGAGCGACAAGGGCAUGUCACUGAAUGACUGUCACGCAGAAAUCCUGUCACGUCGCUGUGUGCUUCGCUUUCUACAUGCAGAACUUGCCAAGCAUUUAUCUACAGACGCCGAUGUGAAAAACACUUCCAUAUUUGUUGAUCGUGAGGGGGGAGGGUUCAUGCUCCGCGAGGGUGUGCACUUCCACCUGUAUGUUAGUACCGCCCCCUGCGGAGACUCGCGGAUCUUCUCGCCCCACGAGACAGCAAAUGAACCUGGAGAUUCGGGGGACAAGCAUCCCAAUCGCAAGGCACGCGGACAACUACGCACAAAGAUAGAGUCAGGUGAAGGCACGAUACCGAUAAAGUCCUCGGCAGGGAUACAGACGUGGGACGGAAUACUCGAAGGCGAGCGCCUGCUCACAAUGUCCUGUAGUGAUAAGAUAGCUCGCUGGAAUGUCCUUGGCAUCCAAGGAGCCCUGCUCAGCCAUUUUAUACAGCCCAUCUACUUUGAUAGUAUAAUACUUGGGAGUCUGUACCACGGUGACCACCUGUCGCGGGCUGUGUGUACGCGCCUGGCCGGUAUAGAGAACAUCUUCGAACCCUAUCACCUUCACCAGCCAUAUAUGAGUGGCAUCAGCAAUCCGGAAAGUCGUCAGCCAGGAAAGGCACCAAACUUUGCAGUCAACUGGUGUUGUAACGAUCCCAGUCUCGAGGUGAUCAACGCCAUGACUGGCAAACUUGAGGAUGGUGGUGUUUCACGCCUGUGUAAAAAUUCUUUCUUCGAGUUGUUCUCAAAACUGUAUGGCAGUCUGACAUCUUUAACCAACCAAACUGUAGCUGCCAAGCCAAGAACUUACUCAGAGGCCAAGGGUGCCGUCAUGGACUACCAACUCGCCAAGUCGCAGCUUUUCAAGACAUUCCAGUCACUUGGGCUUGGCAGCUGGGUGAAAAAACCCAUUGAACAGGAUCAGUUUUCAUUGGACCAGACACAGGUCACAUCCCUCAGCUAACCAGGACAGGAAGUCAUCAUAUAGGUUGGAUUGGGCAUGACAGGAAGUUCUUAUAAUAUCAAAGUAGACCAAACAUGACAGGAAGUUUACACAGACUCACUCACAGAAUAUGAGAAAAUCGGGUGAUUAUCAUAGCAGGAAGUUGAAUUUUGGAUGAUUUUGAAAUGGGUGCAAUUUUUUUUUUUUUUUUUUUUGUCAUUUUUGCACCUCUAGGCCACUUUCCGUUAAAAAGUGUUUCAAACUGUUGUUUGAUUUUGUUAGGCCAUAGUGGUUUGAACUUGUGCAGUGUCAUUGUUACGAUUUCAUCCAGGAAUUAGUAUUUGCAAUAUUGUGAAGAUUUUGCUAAAAAUGCAUAGUGCAUAUAAUGUAUUGCCUUCUUUUGGUAUUAAAUUUCAAUGUAGUUCAAGUUUGCAAUAACAUUAGGAACUUGAAAUUUUCACUUCAUUGUUGAACUUGUGGAAGUCUUACCACCAAAUGUGUGAAAAUAGAGCUGCCACGAAAAUAACCCGAUAUUAGUCGGUUUGGGAAAUGGGGAUAGACCUAGCAUCUGCUGGUUUUCUUUGACAAGCAUUAACAAAAAUUUUCAAAGUUUUUGGCUUAAUAUUCCCUAUACAAUAGUCAAAACAGAAAGAAGAAAUUUCCAGUUUGGCGACAUAAAUGAACAGGCACCCUGAAAAAAAUGAAAAAAAUGGCCAAGAAGAUAUAUGCAUAAGAACUUUUCUCCGACAUGUUUUCAAAAAGAGCAAAUGUACACCUAGUAAAAGCAAGGUCUCAAUCCACAGAGCAACAUUUUAGGCCAUACUACAUUAAUUUGGUACUAAAUUACUUGUUCAGACUUCAGACAUACUGUAGAUAUAUACCAAAGUGAAUAAAAAUAUCCCCAAGAUGAUUGGGGUAUGUUUCCCUCAUCAAAAGGUAUUGGGUUAGCUCAAAGUUAAAGAGUUCGCAAGAAUGUUUUAUAGAAUUAUACUGAUAAUAGAUUAUUGUUUCAAAACAAACUAGGUUAAGUUAAAAAAAAAAAUGCUGAUCGUGAUCGUGUUUUAAAUUGGAAUAAAGAUGAACAUGUUUUUAAGUGUAAUUUUCCUUAGUCUUUAGCUGUUUCAACAAAGCUGACUGAAAUUGUACUAAAAAAAAAUCCUGUACUAUUUUGACAUCUUAAUUUUUAUCUUAAAAUAUUACGGGAAAAUGUUAUAAAAGAAUGGGUGAAAUAAAUUUGGAUGAGGAAAGACAUUAUCUUUAGCAAACAAAAAUGUUUGGAACACAAAAAAUUAAUUUGGUAUGGCCUAAAAUUUUGUACACAAAUUACAAGAUCUACAUGUAUAUCAAUCAGAAUUCUUUUUUUUUUUUUUUUCUCCAUUUCUUUUACAUCAUUUGUAAUCAAAGACUUUUUUUUUUUACUCAACCACAAUGUUUUUAAUACAUGUAGAUCUUUUGUUUUUAUUAGAUUUUAAACUAAUUAAGGGUAAAUCGUUAACCGAAAGCUUCCUGUCUGCUUGCAUGGUGACUUAGGGUUGAAAUGGAUCCAGACUUGGUAUUGAUAUCUUUAACAAUGGUAUGACUGUUGGUAUGUCCUUUUUUUAAUCCUUCAUUGGCUCAUUUGUUUAUAGUUUAAUAUCAACUUAUCAAAAAACUUUUUAUUAAUUCAUUCAUCAAAAUAAUAUUGAAACAUUUUUACCUAACUAAAAUCAAAACACAUUUUUAACAACUGGAAAAUGUAGAUCUUAAUACUCUCCAAAACAUAUACAAUAUCUAUCUUUAGUACAUUUUUCAUGGUUAGUAUUUCAAAUAUUUACACAUCUGUUCUGCAUAGAAUUUAUAGUUGCUUUUUAUCAAAAUCUUAAGUUUUGAAUCAUUACACUAGAGUUACUUCCCUUUGUUACACUCGACAGUUGAUGGGGCCAGUUUAUUUCUGUGAAUUUAGUAAUGUCCAUUCAGUGCAAAACUGGAAUCCCAAACUGGAAUUUUAUAAAAGUAACAUUUUAUUCUUUUCCCUUAUUUUAAGCGUUUAUCUUUAAAAGUGAAUGAAUUACAGCACAGCAGGACAUGUCGAAGCAAAUAAGGAUAAUAUAAUUUAAGAAACAUCGCCAAAAACAUCCAGUUUGUGGACUUUCCAAACUAGACAUUUUCAGUUUUCCAGUUUGUGGACUUUCCAAACUAGACAUUUUCAGUUUUCCAGUUUGUGGACUUUCCAAACUGGACAUUUUCAGUUUUCCAGAUUUGACCCAUUGGCGUGUAUGUUAUAUAUGAUUUUUUUUCUAUAUCCUAUUUUUUUUCUAAACUGUUCGUAUUAUAUACGUACAACUUAUUAAUAUGACUUGCUUACUGUAGUCGUAUACAUAUUCGAAAUGCUUGUCUCUCCUUUUUGCUGUAGAUUUGUAAUCUUCCUGAAUUUCCAUUGACUUUGGGAAACAAAGGACCAUUAUUAAUGGCAUUGUUCCACUUUCUAUUGUUUGUUUGUUUGUUUGUUUAUAGAAUGAAGCUAUGUUGACUUGUUUAGAUAAUUUAUGUAGGUUUUGUAUUCAUACGUGAGCCUCAGGCUAUUAUUUUUAGUUCUAUGUUGUUUUCCAAUAGCUCAAAUAAUUUAUAUAUCUGAAUUUCAUACUUUGUUGACAGUUCUUUUUAACUAGGGUAAAUAGGAUCAGGUUAGUAUACUGCACACAUCAGACCUAAACUUAAUGAUCAGAUAUUUUAAAGAAAGAAAUUAAGUAAAUUAUGUAGCAUAUUUACCUGUGUAAGAUUUUAUGUAAUAAUACCAUUUCCCUCAAGGUGAAAAUCAAAAGAAUAUGCGUAAAAUACAGAGAAACCAUAAAAUAUGAAGAUAUGACUCGAUUUCAAGGAAGAUAAUUUUUAAAUAUCAUAUUAUGACAUAGAGAAAUUCAUCAGUGUGCCGAUGUAUAUACAUAUUGCAUAGAAAAUUUCUGGUUUUUAAAUACUGUAAAACAUGAAACGUUCUUUGUGCAUAAACAUUCGUUGUUUUGUGAUUGUUAUGGAGCCAUGAAUAUAAACACAACGAAAAAUUGUUGUAUUUAUUAUUGUUAUUUUUUUGUGGCUGUAUAACCAUGAAAGUUUGUAUAGUACAACUGUUUUGAUAUAGCUCUAUGAAAUAAUUUGACAGCUCCAAACCACGAAAGAAAGUACACACGUACAUUUCAUGUUCAACGGUAAUUAACACUAAAUAUCUCUUAUGCGAUGGGAUGCCAGGAUAAUUUUCACUCAACUUGAUGAAACAAAAAUUUACAAAGAAACAUUUACGUAGACCUACAAGCUUAUUUCAGGAUGGAUUCUGUUCAUGGCAGAUUUUUUGAUUUUUUUUUUUUGGUAUGAUAUUUUGAAAGUGCUUUUAGAUAAUGGAAAUCUGGUGAAGAUAUUAAAUUUAUAUCUUAUUAAAAUCUUACCUUUCCUUAAAGUAACACUCGGGUCAUCAGUGGUGUACAUAGUUCAAUUCUAAAAUAAAUUCUAAAUUAAGAAACUAGUUUUAUCAAUAUAACUUCUGUUGCCCUGAGUUGGUUUGAAUUUAGAAGGAAACAGGUAUCAUUAGAGGAAAUCCUAACGACAGGUGACAUUUUUUACAUCCAAUAUGACAAUCCAUGCAAAUCUCACCAUCUUAGUGAAGGUGUAGAUAUCGAUCCACACACCAGGAUUUGAAAAAUAUAGAAAAUAUUGAAGAAAUCACGAGAGAUUUUUCAGUAAAUUUACAAUUUUAACUCCAAGCAGGAAAAAAACAUGUCAAAAUAUAUCUAUAUGUAGCAAAGAUUUUUGUUGUUGUUGAUGCUUAUAGCACUGAAUUAAUAAUGUAUUUUGUUGACAGUCCAAAAUGUUCAAAGGGACAUAACUCCAUAAAGAUAUGGUUAAAUCAGUUUGGUGUCAGCAUUUUAUGCUCGAGAUCACUAACAAUUCAAGUUUAAAAACAAUGUAUCUAUUGUAACACACACAAAAAUAAUUAUAAUAAAUAAUUUAAUAUAUUUUUUGUGAAUUUUUUAUAACAUUUUUUUUGUCAAAGUAGCUGUAGAAUUCAGUGUUAGAGGUACCCUAGACAUUAUGUAAUGUGAUUACGUAUACAAUACCACUGUGACAUGUUGUCCAGAUUUAAGUUAUUUUGUUGUGCCCCAAGUAGGCAGAAGUUAAUGUAUCUGUUGUAUUUAAUUGACCUGGUUAUGUAUAUACAUAGCAUCAUUUAAGAUAUUGAUGCAAGUCCUUAUUUUACAGAAUGCCUCCAAGAUUGGGGUGGAUUUUGAUUUAGUUAUUACAACAGCACAGAAAUGCCAGUUUGUAUUCUAAUAAUUAACACUUUUUUCAUUCUUAAUGAUGAACUAUUGUUUAACUUAAUAGGUUUCUGUUUUUACUAACACUACAUUUUUAACAUAAAUGAGCUCACCAAAGACAAUCAUCAUUUUUUUUUAAACAAAUGCAAAGCAAAACGUUGAAUGGAAAUUUUACAAUUAUGAAUGUUUUCAAAUCGACCAAUCAUUCCCAUAAUUUUUUUCUAUAAUAACAAUCAUUUUAUCAUCAAUUGAAAAAUUGUCAUCAAAUGCACAAAGUGCAGAAAUUCAUUAUGAGAAAGAGUUUUCAUAUUUCUCAUCAUGGUAUGUUAUGCAAGUCAUUGAAUGAUCAGCAUUUUAAUAGGUUUCAUAAUUUUGUGAACUAAAUCACCUGGUCAUGGCUCUUGUGUCAUGUGACCUUGAGGACAUAAUUAUGUGGUAUUCGUGAAGGUCACGUCAUGUGACCUUGUGGACAUGAGUGGUAUUCGUAGAGGUCACAUAACACUGUAUUGCACAGCACUCGUCAGUACAUGUUUUCCUUACGCAACCACAUCACAUUCAUUUAUAUUGUUACGAUCUCGCAAAUAAAAUGGCUGAAAAGCAAUUG
Molecule: messenger RNA, 7612 nt
Organism: Pecten maximus
Lineage: Eukaryota; Metazoa; Mollusca; Bivalvia; Pectinida; Pectinidae
Product: double-stranded RNA-specific editase 1-like
Exons: 6
Coding region: 506-2746 (746 amino acids)
Biological process (GO): adenosine to inosine editing; RNA processing
Cellular component (GO): cytoplasm; nucleolus
Molecular function (GO): tRNA-specific adenosine deaminase activity; double-stranded RNA binding; double-stranded RNA adenosine deaminase activity
Source: RefSeq, a predicted model, not a curated record